This is a messenger RNA of Calliphora vicina (urban bluebottle blowfly), 4874 nucleotides long. RefSeq names its product Egl_like_exo domain-containing protein (gene egl). Gene Ontology annotation, biological process: nucleobase-containing compound metabolic process. The record is from RefSeq and is a predicted model, not a curated record. NCBI's taxonomy places the organism in Eukaryota, Metazoa, Arthropoda, Insecta, Diptera, Calliphoridae. The coding region runs from base 1155 to 4172 and encodes 1005 amino acids. The transcript is spliced from 10 exons. Gene Ontology annotation, molecular function: nucleic acid binding; 3'-5' exonuclease activity.
AAAAUCAGUUGUUGCGCGACGUUUCCUAUUGAAGGUUCGUUUCGUGGCUUUUCUCUUUACUUUUUGGGUUGUUGCUAAAAUAUUUGAUUUUGUACAAAAAUUCACUAAAUAAAUAAAAGUCAGUGUUUAAAUAACCAAUUCAAUACAGAAAAAUAAAUAAAAAAAAAGAAAUUUCUACAAAGUGUUAACGCUUAAACAAAAGUGCAAAAGAAGAAAUCUUUUUACCACGUCUCAAAUUUCUUUUUGUCUUUUAUAUUUUAUAAAUUUUCUACAUUUGUAUGUUAACAACACCUUUCUAUUAGUAAGCAACUAAAGUAAAAAAAAAACAACAACAACAAUAACAGCAGCUCGGCAGCAGUAGCAGCAAAUUAAUAAAACGACGUAGUUGUUGUAGUUUAUUUCAAAGUCUUCGAAUUGUAUUUAAAUAAAACAAAAAGCAAAAAAUAAAGUGGCCUUAUGAAUAAUUAACAAAAAAUAUCUACUUAAAGUUUAAUACGAAACUUAGUGUGAAAGUAACCGAAAAAAGUUUAAGUUUUUUAUAUAAAACUACAAUUAUUAUUAUAAAACAAGUGCUUUUGCAAUCGAAAUUAAAAAUCAUCCUGUACACGAGGAUCUGUAUCGUGUUGUUUUUUUAUAACGAAGUUGUGUUUUUUGCUACAAAGAUAUCCUUCAAAUAAAGUUCCGCCUUUAAGUGCUCUUAUUAUAUAAAAUAAAAAUAAUAAUUAUAAAAGCAAAGAAAUACACGACUAUUUGUUGUUAUUUUUGCCCCCCUUCAUAUCAUAUCUUCACUUUGUCAACAUUCAGUCAGUCACACGAAUUCAACAAGAUAAAAACCAGAAAAAAACGUAAUAUAAAUAAUAUUUAAACAAUUAUCACUUAUCAUCAGUGUUUCCCAAACUGCCUUAUCUAAAAUUAAAUUAAAUAAAACAAAAAUCAAAUAUCAACAUAAAACGAGAGCUUCCUAUUUAAAAUUCAUAAAAAUUUUAUUCCCAAAAAUAAAAGUAAUUAAAUUAAAAUCUAACGAAUAAUUGUUACAACGAUUAAGGUUGUGCUUAAAACCUAGGAAAUAAAUCCAAAUUAAUCUAAAUCAAAAUACAUAUUAAAGUUAAAACAAAAGUUUAAGUCUAAAUAGAGCGAACAACCAACCACUCAAUAUGGAAUCCAUGGAAUAUGAAAUGGCACGCAACAUGACGUUGCUUUUCUUCUUAGAACGUUUGCUAGACAAAGGCGAGCCCCGUACCGUUCACGAUUUGUCGUGUCAAUUUGGCAACAAGGAAUUCACCAAGGAAAUGCGUCAAAUAGCUGGUGGAUCACAGUCGGGUUUGAAGAAGUUCUUGGCUCAAUAUCCUUCCAUUUUUCUUGUGGACGGCGAUUACGUGCAAGUGAAUUGUUAUCAACAUUCCAGUUCGGAUGAUGGCAGCUAUGGUGGCAGACGUGAUUACAUUAAAGAGGCUAAAGACUAUUUUAAAAAUAAAUUAUUGCAAUACGGCGUUAGUGUAGAGGUGCCGGUGCGCAGUCUAUUGGGUCAUAGAUCACAAGCAUCACCACAAGUGAGACAUAUAUCAGGCCAACACAUUAAAGAGUUUACGGAAUUCUUGUCGAAACAUACGGAUACUUUCAAUGUGGUGGACGAUCAUGUGGUUUUGGUGGGUUGCGAAGGCAUGGAAGAAUUGCCGGCCCGAGAACGUUUGCAUUUGCCGCAAACCAAUAUCGAUACACGCGGCACUCAACAAAUGUUGGAUUUCUUUGCUCAGUGCAUAGAGUUGAAGGGACCAAUGACGGUGGAUCAGCUUUUCCAUUUGGUAACCACUAAAUUCCCCCAGGAACAGUGGUUGAGAAUGUUUAAGACACCCAGCGAUUUGAUGACAUUCUUGCGUUUGUUUUCCGAUUGCUUUCACAUACAAGCCAAUCUAGUCACGCUUCUACAAAAACCCAAACUUAGUGAUUCACACAUACAACAGUCUCAAGCGAAAUCCCGAGAGCAAUACAAUGCAAUGAAUAAUAAUCGCAAUAAUGCUCAGCCAAUUGUUCCAGCUGUUGAGAAAGCGACGCAGCCACAGCCGCAAACGACACCCCAGCAGGUGAGUGCUGUGCAACAACGUUUGCUGUCGCCUGCUUUGCGCUACAACAACAAUAGUUCUCAACAAAAUGCCAACAUGAGUAACAACAACAAUAGCAUUGCUUCGCCCAAUUUCAAACUAAAUGCUCCCGUUUCCUCGCAUGUCUCGGGCAACGGCGACCUGUCACAAACACGUUCGGAACCGAAUUCUGGUUUCGACAGCUACAUCCCCAUAUCUGAAAUGAAAUUGGAAAAUCUUUGCGAACGCAACUAUCCCACUCCCAAUCAAUGCUCUUCAUAUGGCGGCCACAACAAUUCACAACAACAACAGCAGCAGCAAGCGGGAACUAAUCACAAUCAAAAUCCGCCCGCUAUAACUUUGCCACCCCAACCGCCCACAGAGCGUCUAAAUAGUGCCAAUCAAACCUUAAAGCAGCGUAUCAACAACUUGGUCAUACGCACUUUAGCCGAAAACUACGAGAAAGACAAGCAAUCUUUAGCCAAUCAACAGGCUGGUUCUGUUGGCUACAAUCCCCAAAACUCACCCCACAACAGUCCAAGUCACAAUGCCAAUUCUGUCGGCCAUAACUCAUCCAACAACUCUCCAUACACAAAUACUCCUAGUCAUAAUUAUUUCGUUGGCGAUACUUGGAAGAUUAAGGUUCUCCAGAAUACCAGUGUCAUUGCCAACAUUAAACAAUCGCUGUUUGUCACGGAAGCCAUGCUGAAGUUUGCCCAGCAAAAUCCCAAUCAAUCGAUUGUCAUAUCGCUGGAUUGCGAGGGCAUCAAUUUGGGUGUCAAGGGUGAGAUUACAUUGAUCGAGAUUGGAACCACACGCGGCGAAGCAUUUAUAUUCGAUGUGCGCUCUUGUCCCGAAAUGAUUAACGAUGGCGGUUUGAAGGCUUUACUGGAACAUGAUAAUGUGAUAAAGGUGGUGCACGAUUGUCGCAAUGAUGCGGCGAAUUUGUAUCUACAAUUUGGCAUACUAUUGCGAAAUGUUUUCGAUACACAGGCUGCCCAUGCUAUUGUACAAUAUCAGGAAAAUGGCAAGCAAGUGUACAAGGCAAAAUACAUUUCAUUGAAUUCGUUGUGUGAACAAUACAAUGCCCCCAUCAAUCCCAUCAAGGAGCAGUUAAAACAAAUCUAUCGACGUGAUCAAAAGUAUUGGGCCAAACGUCCCUUAUCACGAGAAAUGUUGCUCUAUGCUGCCGGAGAUGUAUUAGUCUUAAUCAAUGAUCAAUUAUAUGGCAACUUAACAAGACAAAUCAAACCAGAAAAUUUACUAUUAUUUUCUGAACUUUGUACCGAACAAAUUUUAAUGCAUAUCAAACCAAAUGAAGUUAAAAUACGCAAAAAGCAACGUAAAAUAAGUACUGAAGUAUCGGAUCUCAAAAAUAAAUUGGCCCAAACAAAUAAAAGUAUUGUAUUGUCCAAUAGGGAAAUACGUUUAUUAAGAUAUAUGGACUUGACGGAAGACGAAAAGGAACGUUUGAAGGGCUACUAUAAAGUAGCUAAGAAACUAGAGAAAAUGGAAUCUUCAGGCCAGCAAAACAAAGAUCAAAGUGACUCCGAAGAUGAGCAGGAGGUCAAUGAAAACGAUAAUUUCCCCAGUUUGGAUUCAGUGCCAUCGGACAACUCAUUGACUGGCACCUUUUCGCCACGUUUCAGCUCGGAACCACCCAGUUUAACUGAAUCCAUGCAAAUGAUGGACGAAAUCAUAUCGAAUCAAUCAAUGGAUCGUAUGGCUAAAAUUGAUAAAUUGGAAGCAAUUCUAUCGGCUGUUACUUUAUUGCCCAAUGAUCAAAUUAUUACAUCCAAUUCUAUGCAGGAUCAAUUGGGUACCACAAUUGCUACUACGGAUAAUUUACAAAUCGUGCGAGAAAAAACGAAAAACAUGAAAAACUGUAACUGCCAUGGUGAGGCAAGAAGUACUACACCCACCAGCAACACUCGUGCGGUUAAUUCCGAUAAGGGUCAGGUGAAAAUGAAUGAUGCAGCAUCACAAACUUUAAGUACUGGAGACAUUGUUAUAACAAAAAUUAUAUUUGAAGAUGAACAUGAUAAGGCCAAAGAAAAAGUGUUGACUUCAUCGCCAAAACGUAAUAAUUCAUAAAAUAACAAAAAAAAAGUGAAAAAGUGAAACUUAAAUAAAAAAAAAAUUGAAAAAAAGAAAACUCACAAAAAAAUAAAUAAAAAAAAACAAAAAUUGAACACAUUAAUGAUUCCUAAAUAUUGAAAAUAGAAAGAAAUAUUUUAUUUCAUACAUAUUUUUAAUUAAACAUUUAUUUUGAUAUCCCUUUAUUUACUUUCAAUUUAUUUGUAUUAUUUUCCACAGGAAAUUAAAAAAGAAAACUUCAAAAUUUAUUAAUCAAGCAAUAUUAAAUAAAUUAUGUGCCUAAAUGUUGAACAUUUAUUGCUAAAAAAAAAACAAAUAUUAACAACAAAUUAAACCAAUUCUUAAUAUUUUCUUAAUAAAUCAAAGUUAUAAAUUUAUUACAAUAUUCCUUGAUUUUAUAUUAAAUGUUAUUUUUAUUAAUGAAAAAAAUAUAUUAAAAUUAUAAUUACAUACUAAUUUUUUGGCUUUAAAAAAUUAAAUUUUUUAUUUUUUAUUGUAAUUGUUUUAAUUUUUUUUAUAAACAACUCUAAAAGGUAAAUUCUAUUAUUGUAGAGAAUUAUAAUUAAAAUUAUUAAACAAAAAGUAACUAAAAUAAAAUUUAUUAUUAUUAUCAAUUAUUCAGUUAAUUAUUAUUAAAUAUAAAAAUAAAACUAAACAAAAUUAUUAUAAUAAAAAUCUUAAAUAAAACAAAAACAAAAA